Owenia fusiformis is the source of this 1822-nucleotide messenger RNA. The record is from the annotation of a GenBank genome assembly. Lineage: Eukaryota; Metazoa; Annelida; Polychaeta; Sabellida; Oweniidae.
CGCUUCCAGUGAAAAUCCCGGGUGGAAAUACUUAAGAAGGCAACAAGUAUGCUCUUCAUUAUGAAUGUAAUCAAAUUAACGCAAUCAGUCUGUUGUUUUGGAGGAUAAGGUACUUUCUUUCAGUUUCUUUAUCGAUCAAACUCGGAAUUUUUCGUCUCAAGAUAGCAUGCGCAAAGUAACGUAGAACAAUCUAAGACAAAAUGUUGGAUAACAAAUAAAACGAUAGCACUCGGAAGGAUACAUUUGAGCACACAAGGUAAAAUAAGAGAACCUAAGUGUAAGAGACGAGUAGGGUAAAAUAAGCACACAAGACUAUUUUAAAACAUAACGGCAUAUUGGAUUACACAAAUAUGGAUACACCAACACUGGCGCAAAAUGUCACGACGACGACGACGUUAUUAGAAGAUGCAGUCAUGGAUAACAUUACAUAUGGCAAUCAAACAUCGAUUACUAAUACAUUCAAUGUUCCAAUCGAACGCUUGGUGCCAAUUACAUCUGUUCUUUUCGUAAUCUCAACAAUAUUAAACUUUGUUUCGAUUGCGGCAAUCAUCUCUGCGCCAGAAAAACAUACUGGAAAGCACAUUCUGUUCUUAAAUCUAGCAAUUGCAGAUACUCUAGGGGCGUUCUCUUGCUAUUUAGAUACAAUUUACUACAUGAAUUUUUAUUGGAACCAUAAUUCAAACGUAACUAUUAACUUUGUGUUGGCUAUAGUUCAAAGACAGCUGUUUGUACUCUUCUACCUUGCCUCAGCCCUAACAUUACUCGUCUUCGUAAGCCUUAGGCAUAUCGCUAUUUGUCGACCCACCAAGUUCAACAUUGUUGGCACAUCUUAUCGCAUAAGGAUCUAUGUCGUGUGUAUAUGGAUAACAUCGGUGAUACUCAGUCUACCGCCGUAUUGUCACAUACUGGAAAUGUAUCACCCAGUUUCUGUUCAUACACGGGUUCUCUGUGAUUCUUGGAAUUUCAUCUGGCCGGGCGUUCUGCUCUUUACAUUUGUAAUCAUCAUGGGACUUUACAUUAGCAUUAGCCUGCGUCUACGCCAAAGAUCUCAACGACUUCGGAACGAACAUCAAUUGGAAGAGAACUGCGUUGCUUUGGUGACGACAGUUAUCCUCAUGACAACGCUCAUAUUAUCUCUACUCCCAUACAUUCUUAUUCGCUUAUUAAACUAUUCAAAUGUGCAUUUUAAAUUUGUUAACCUAAAUUUUGCGAUUUACAUUCCUUACCUGAACUUUAUCACGGAUCCUCUUAUUUACGGAAGGAGAACAAAAAGCAUCAGGGAAGGUUACUCGUUGAUAGCAAAACGUUUACGUUGUUACGUCAGAGAAACGUAUCAACACGUCAAUGGUAAGCACGUUAGCGUUACAGAAGAGACGGUAUUGUAGCUGUUCAAGACAUGUAUAUUUGGUGUAAAUAGUAGAGAGGUUAAGUGACACGUUUUAAAGAUAACCUGUUCGUGAGCGUGUAAUAUUAUGUCCCCCGGGUAUUACUGUGUCACGCUCUCAAUUCACUUUUCCAGGGACCCAAUUACAAUUAUUUGCCGUAUGCCUUUAUAUUCAGUCGACCAUACUAAACACUAUACAUGGGAGAAAUAAUCCACAGAAGACCCUAAUUCUUCACGUUCACGUACAAGUUCUAAAAAUACGUGUGUCUUAACAUGUAGUAUGAUAUCGCACGUCAAUCACAAUUUAUGGAGCCGAAAGCGUUGGGUUGACAAUGCGACUGUAUUUCAGGAGUUAAAUAUUAAUUAAUGAGUACGGAUAAAUGUCAUUCAUUGACGGUGACAUUGGUAAUCUGAUUGGUCCAUUUGACAUAGACAUAC